Glycine soja is the source of this 1151-nucleotide messenger RNA. RefSeq lists its product as uncharacterized. The transcript has a single exon. Bases 161 to 784 code for a protein of 207 amino acids. NCBI's taxonomy places the organism in Eukaryota, Viridiplantae, Streptophyta, Magnoliopsida, Fabales, Fabaceae. The record is from RefSeq and is a predicted model, not a curated record.
GGGGAUCAUAGGUUCCUUCGUGAGAUUGAGAAUAAUUUCUAAUAGCCCUUCCCUUCAUUUGGAGACACAUUAUUGUUCUUUCUUCCUACAAGCCUUUUUCCCUAUCCAACUCUUUUCUCUCAUCAAACCAAAAGCACCCUUAAUUCAUUCACUUUGUGAUAUGUCUCGCAAGAGGCUAGGAAAAAAGCUUCAACCUGCCAAGAAGGCAUGGAAGAGCUUCUCCAACACAGUCCAACACAAACUCCACAAACUCAACAUCCCCAAGUCCAUGAAAACCACCCUUCAACGCCUCCUCUCAGCCUUUCACUCCCUUGGCCAUCUCAUACACUCUAGACUUCAUCGCUCACUCACCACUAUAAGGCCACGUGGUGCCACUUCUAAUUACUACCAUGCUCAAUACAAGCACUGUGCAGCCAUACACAUAUAUGACCUCUUUGACCACAAGGCUAAUUCUGUGUCCAUGCAUGCCACCAACAAGGCAAGUGCUCGUGCAACACAAGUGCAAGGGGAAACAAGCAAAGGCAAAGAGAAAGAAGAGCAUGGUAUUUACAAGGGUAAUAAUUUUGUUGGUGAGUGUCGCAACCAGCAGGGUCACGGCGGUGAGAGUAGUAGUAGUGGCUUGAACACCAUAGAGGAUGCAUGGAAGGUUGUGGUUGCCAAGUCUCCACAACUACACGUGGAUCAAAAGGCAGAAGAAUUCAUAAGCAAGUUUCGUGAAGAUAUGAGGCUUCAGAAAGAGAGGUCAAUGCUUGAAUUUCAGGAGAUGCUAGCACGCAGUACCUGAUUUUUUUUUUUUAUCUCAAGGACUAUUCAUUUUCUAAUUUGACAUAUGGAGUGCACAUUAAAGUGAUAUAUACAUAUGGGGCAUGAUGGUUUGAUAUAUAUAUUUUUUUCAUUUUCAUUUUGGAUUCUAUUGAAAUUAAAACAAAGUCAGCACAUAUUUGUUUAAGUAUUGUGAGUGUGAAGAUGUAUAGGAAAUUAGGCUUUUGCAUUGAGAGGGAUUCUUGGUUUUUUUUUUUUCCAAACAUUAUUUGAAUUCCUUCUUUUGGUUGACAGCAAGUAUCUGAUUGAUUGUGCAUUGUUUUGUAAUCGAUAAUAAUGAAGCGUAUAAUGUAUAGAAUGUAUUUGGAAGUGAGUUUUGUUAAGCUUUA